AUGCUGGUCCCCGGGCAGCAGCAGCAGCAGCAGCAGCAGCAGCACUCGCUCGCGCUCGACCCGCUCGACGAAUUGCACGCCGCGCUCGCAACAAUGCAAUCGCAGUACUUUGAGCUGUGGCUGGGGCAAUGGCCGCAAGCAAUCGACUGGACGGCCGCGGUCACGGCCACGCACGUCUCGAGCUCGUUGCGCUCACUCACGCACGCGCUGGCGCGCCAUCAGGACCGCAUUGGGCCGGUGCGUGUCGAGAACGAACUCAAUCGGUUCUUUGAGCACGUCGUCGCAUACUAUUUCGGCGAGGACGCGUUCGCGCUGCGCAUGCAGGCUUACGACGACAUGCUGUGGGUGGUGCUGGGGUGGCUGGAGGGGAUCAAGUUCACGCGCGAGCAGGCGGCGCUGCAUGAGCGGCGGCAUGGCGCGAGAGAUGCGGACGAGCCGGCUACGCAAUGGCAUGGCACGCAGUUUGUGUCGGCGUUCGCCCACCGCGCCCACAUCUUCUACGAUAUUGCGCGCCAGGGCUGGGACACGCGCCUCUGCGGCGGCGGCAUGACGUGGAACCCACACCUGCUGCCGUACAAGAACGCCAUCACCAACGAGCUGUACAUCUCCGCCAGCGUGGGCAUGUACCUCGACUUUCCGGGCGACGAAAACACUUCGCCCUUCCUCGCCUCUGGCUCCUCUUCUGGCAGCGGCAACGACGACGACGACGCGGCCCUCCCCCCCGCCCGCCCCCAUGACUCCGCCUUCCUCCGCGCUGCGCAAGACGGCUACGCCUGGCUGAAGCGCAGCAACAUGACCGACGACGCGGGGCUGUACGUCGACGGCUUCCACAUCACAGACUUUGGCAAGAACGGCAGCAUCGGGACGGGCAAAUGCGACGAGCGCAACGACAUGGUCUACACGUACAACCAAGGGGUGCUGCUAUCGGGGCUGCGCGGGCUGUGGGAGAGCACGGGUAAGACGGCGUAUCUGGAAGACGGGCACGCGCUCGUGCGCAGCGUUAUUGCUGCCACGGGCUGGGAUGCCGAGCGUGGUGAGGCUGGCGAGGCUGGCGAUGACGCGUGGCACCCCCUCGGCCGCGCCGGCAUCCUCCACGACGCCUGCGACAGGGACGCCACGUGCAGCCAGGACGGCCAGACCUUCAAAGGCAUCUUCUUCAACCACUUCACGGCUUUCUGUGCACCGCUUCCCGCGCAGCCCCGCGUCCCGGACGUCUCGUUUGGCGCGGACGCAGAGCUGCGCAGCUUGCACUUGAGCAGCUGUCGCGGGUACGCGGCGUGGGUUGCGCGGAAUGCGAAGGCGGCACUGGCGACGAGGGAUCAGGCGGGUAGAUUUGGCGGGUGGUGGGGCGCGGGCGUGGGCAUUGGUGAGGAGGGCAUCGUCGUGCCUGCGAGCGCGACGGACUACAGGAACGACGGGGACGUGCUGGCUCGCGAGCCGUGGUCGGUCUCGGACACGGACGCUUCUUCCGAGCCCUCAUCACAGUCGCAGCGGCCUCCACAGUGCCCUCGUCGCCCCGGCGCGCGCCGUGCGCGAACUGCGGAGGCGGCGGCGGCUGAUGAUCCGAAUGAUCGUGGCCGUGGCCGCACCGUCGAGACGCAGGGGGGUGGCGUGGCGGUUGUGCGGGCGCUGUGGGAGUUUGUGGCGUUGUUUGAGGGGGAGAAGGGGGAGAGUGAAUGA
Messenger RNA from Aplosporella prunicola CBS 121167, 1680 nucleotides. RefSeq names its product glycoside hydrolase family 76 protein. The record is from RefSeq and is a predicted model, not a curated record. Lineage: Eukaryota; Fungi; Ascomycota; Dothideomycetes; Botryosphaeriales; Aplosporellaceae. Bases 1 to 1680 code for a protein of 559 amino acids. Gene Ontology annotation, biological process: carbohydrate metabolic process. The transcript has a single exon.